UAGUCGUCAGUGCCAGAAGCACCCAUUGUUUCGUAAUUUCGUUGGCCUUUACUCUUCUCCUUCCUCCUCCACUUGCUUCAGGGAAACCCUGCUUCGCCAAGAGCUCAAUUCAGAGAGCGAGAUCAGGAGAAACGCCGCGGCCCGCUUCAUCGCGCGCCCUAGGUGAUCAACGCCGAUUGUGCCCACCAGAUGGAGAGCCCCUACAAGGCCUAUGAGCCUCCUUCCAACUCCUCCAGCUACCGGAAGGACAAAGUCCGCCGCAAGAAGCUGACGGCGCAGAAGAGGAAGGAGAUCAAAGAGGCGUUCGACCUCUUCGACAUCGACGGCUCAGGCACCAUUGAUGCGAGGGAGCUCAACGUUGCCAUGAGAGCCCUGGGAUUCGAGAUGACACCGGAGCAAAUCAACCAGAUGAUCGCGGAGGUGGACAAGGACGGCAGCGGCACCAUCGACUUCGAUGAGUUCGUGCACAUGAUGACGGACAAGAUGGGCGAGCGGGACGCCCGGGACGAGCUCUAUAAGGCCUUCCGCAUCAUCGACAAGGACAGCAACGUACGGCGUUUGCAGCUUCUUCUAAAAAUUCCCGUUUUUAUCCUUUGCAAAAACAAAAUGUUUCCAAACAAGAAAAAUCAAUGGUACGGUGAUGCCCAGGGCAAGAUCUCCGACAUCGACAUCCAGCGGCUGGCCAUCGAGACCGGCGAGCACUUCACGCUCGACGAGGUCAGGGAGAUGAUAGAGGCCGCCGAUGAGAACGGUGACGGCGAGAUCGACCUGGAGGAGUUCAUGAAGAUGAUGAGGCGGACGAACCUCGGGUCUGGGUUUUAAUCCCAGGAAUGGAUUGUAUUGAUGAACAAUAGCCUAGUGAAUAAAAUUGCAGCAUAGAAAUUUAGUAGCUACAAACAGCAUGGUUCUGUAUAGAUCGAUCGCGUGCAAUUCCAAUCUUUCCUCAACGAAUACGGUAGCCAGAUGGGGAGCUGAAAGAGUGUAGUGUAGUGUAGUUGCAUCUAUACUGUACAUGUACAACAGUACCUGUGGCUUGUAUUUUAUAUGUAUAUAUAUGUAAUGAAGCAUUAUACUAAAAAGAA
This is a messenger RNA of Panicum virgatum (switchgrass), 1082 nucleotides long. RefSeq names its product probable calcium-binding protein CML8. Gene Ontology annotation, cellular component: centriole; centrosome. The transcript is spliced from 6 exons. Gene Ontology annotation, molecular function: calcium ion binding. NCBI's taxonomy places the organism in Eukaryota, Viridiplantae, Streptophyta, Magnoliopsida, Poales, Poaceae. The record is from RefSeq and is a predicted model, not a curated record. The coding region runs from base 190 to 822 and encodes 210 amino acids. Gene Ontology annotation, biological process: centriole replication; mitotic cell cycle.